Mangifera indica (mango) is the source of this 4805-nucleotide messenger RNA. RefSeq names its product formin-like protein 6. Lineage: Eukaryota; Viridiplantae; Streptophyta; Magnoliopsida; Sapindales; Anacardiaceae. The record is from RefSeq and is a predicted model, not a curated record. Bases 436 to 4290 code for a protein of 1284 amino acids. The transcript has 18 exons.
AUUUAAAAAAAAAAUUACGUAGAACAAGCACACAGAGACAGAGACAGAGAGAGACAGACCUCAGAUCCUUGGAUUCUCCUUCUCAUUUUCAAUUUUCUGCACAAUAACAAACACAUCCUAUCUUUCGCUUUCAAACCCACAUGGAAUAUUCCAUUUAUUUCUGUUACUUUCUUCUUUUUUAGCCAAACUCUAUCUCUGUUGAUUGAAAGCUAAGUUUAUCCUGUAAGUGUGAAUGUCAAGACAACAAUGGUAAUACCCACAUGAGUGUUUCGUAAAGACCCGGCAAAAAAUCAUUCAUACCUCUUCUGUUUCAGUUUACACUCUCUCUAUAUUCAAUUCCCGUCGUUAAUUUGAUCUGGGUUCUGGGUUGUUUUUUGUGCUGUUCCAUUGUGGCAUUUUGUCGAACAUUUGUGUUUUUUGGAUCGUUGAAAAACAAUGGCUUUGUUUAGGAAAUUCUUUUACAGGAAGCCACCUGAUGGGCUCUUGGAGAUCUCUGAACGGGUCUAUGUAUUUGACUCCUGCUUCUCCACGGACAUUUUAGAAGAUGAAGAAUAUAAGGUGUAUAUAGGAGGCAUAGUGGGUCUACUCCGUGACCACUUUCCUGAUGCUUCAUUCAUGGUGUUUAAUUUUCGAGAAGGAGAGGAUCAAAGCCAGAUUUCUCAUAUAUUGUCUGAGUAUGAUAUGACUGUUAUGGAUUAUCCUCGCCAGCAUGAAGGUUGCCCAAUACUCACAAUGGAGAUGAUCCAUCACUUCUUGAGGUCAAGUGAAAGUUGGCUCUCCCUUGCACAGCAGAAUGUGCUCUUGAUGCAUUGUGAAAGAGGAGGGUGGCCAGUCUUGGCCUUUAUGCUUGCUGCUCUUUUGAUAUACAGGAAGCAGUUUAGUGGGGAGAUGAAAACUUUAGACAUGAUUUACAAGCAAGCACCUCGUGAGCUUGUGCAGCUGAUGUCACCACUGAAUCCAAUUCCCUCUCAGCUGAGGUACCUUCAAUAUGUCUCAAGAAGGAAUGUGGCCUCUGAAUGGCCUCCACUGGAUAGGGCACUUACACUGGAUUGUAUUAUUCUUAGAGUCAUCCCCUGUUUAGAUACAGAAGGGGGUUUCCGCCCAAUAUUUAGGAUUUAUGGGCAGGAUCCUUUAAUGGUUGCUGAGCGAACACCCAAAGUUUUGUUCUCAACGCCCAAAAAGAGCAAAGGUGUUCGACAUUACAAGCAGGCAGAUUGUGAAUUAGUAAAAAUUGACAUCCAUUGCCAUAUUCAAGGUGAUGUUGUGCUUGAGUGUAUAAGUUUGGAUAGUGAUCAAGAACACGAAGAGAUGAUUUUUCGGGUGAUGUUCAAUACAGCCUUCAUAAGGUCUAAUAUUUUGAUGCUUAACCGUGAUGAGAUUGAUAUCUUGUGGAAUACUAAGGAUCGAUUUCCAAAGGAGUUCAGAGCAGAGGUUCUUUUUUCAGAGAUGGAUGCCGCAUCUUCUCUAAUUUCAUUUGAUUUGCCGGGUAUAGAGGAGAAGGAUGGUCUGCCCAUAGAAGCAUUUGCUAAAGUUCAAGAAAUUUUUAACAAUGUUGAUUGGCUGGAUCCAAAGGCAGAUCUUGCUCUAAGUGUGCUCCAGCAUAUCACACCAUCAAGUAUCCGCCAAGAAAAGUUGGAUGUUGGUCUUUCCCAAAGUCCAAGUAAAGGCAGUGAUUCACUAGAAUCAACUCUUGAAAAAGUUGUAGAGAAGCCAAAAUUGAAGGGAUCAGACAUUAACAUCAGGGGUCCUAGAGCCAUUGCAGAAGCAAAACAUUCUACGCCACUGCUUAAACCUUCUCUAGAUGCAAAUUCCUUCUCCAAGAAGAUUGAACCACGAGAACUUCAUAUUGCUCGCCAAAGGCCCACUAAAUCUAUGAUCAUUUCUCAGCGAUUAUCUCAGACUUCUCUGUCUGGUUCAGCUUCAUUUUGCAGUUCCUCUCAAGGGUCACCUAUGUCUAUAUUAAGAUAUAAUAGUGCACCCUCAAACCUAGGCAUUACAACUCUAUUGCAAGAUCAUGAUGCAUCUAAUAGGGAAGAAGUUGCACAUCAGGCAUCGGGAUCUCUACCUAUUGCAGCCACUUCAUCUCUUGUCAAAAAUAAUUUGAAAGCUUUGCAGUUGAGUCACGUGCCUACUUCACCACCGUCAACAACAAUUCUGCCUCCCUCAUUGCAGUCUUCAUUGGAGGCUCAUAGAACUGUUGAGAAAACUUCAGUGGCCUCUCCUACUCCUUCUCAGCCAUUUGCUAAAGCAACACAUUCUUUACUAUCACGACUUUCUGGAACCACACUACAGGGCAAAGAUCAGUCAUCAUCAGUUCCAUCCACUCCACCUCCAGUGCUUUCUACUUCAGAGGCAUCUCCUCUUGUUACCAAGAGCUUGCAUUCAACUCCUCCACCUCCUCCUCCACCCCCUUCUUUUUCGGGGGUGUCUCAACCUUUGAUAGCUAAGAAUUCAACGUUGAUACCCCCACCUCCGCCCCCACCACCCUCUUCUUUUUCUGGAACAUCUCCAUCUUCAAUUGUCAAGAACUCAUUUUUAACAACGCCUCCGCCUCCGCCUCUCCCACCUCCUUUUUUCUCAGGAACAUCUCCAUCUACCACUGCCAAUUGUUCAUUUUCAAUCCCCUGUCCUCCACCACCCCCUCCAAUCAUUUCAUCAGUUUCUUGCUCAGUUUCUUCUCCUCAAUCCACACAUCAUUUGGUUGUUACAUCCGGUCCUCCUCCACCACCUCCCCCUCCUCUAAAGUCUGGAGAUUCUAUUAUUACAGCUUCACCACCACCACCUCCACCUCCACCUCCUCGGGGUUCUAUUAGUGCACCUUCUGCACCACCACCACCCCCUCCUCCAAAUACAUCUGCAAAUGUUCCUCCUGUGCCACCUGCACCGAUUUCUUUAUCAAAUGGUUCCUCUUCUCAAUCUCAAUCUAGAGUUAGUAAUGGUAAUAUCCCUCCUAUUCCUGGACCUCCCUCCACUGCUUUAUUUAGUGCAAAGGGACGGGCAAUGUCACGUGCAAAUUCUAGAGGUCAAUCACAACCUAGAAAGAACAACCUAAAACCAUAUCAUUGGUUAAAGUUAACCAGAGCAAUGCAAGGAAGCUUAUGGGCUGAAGCACAAAAAUUGGAUGAAGCUUCCAAGGCUCCAGAAUUUGAUAUGUCAGAACUGGAGAGUCUUUUUUCAGCUGCUGCUCCAAAUUCAGAUAGUGGGGCCAUCGGUGGGAAGUCAAAUCGCCGACCCAAAUCUGAGAAAGUUCAGCUGAUUGAGCUUCGGCGGGCUUAUAACUGUGAAAUUAUGCUUUCAAAGGUUAAAAUUCCAUUGCCUGAUCUGGUGAGUUCAGUCCUUUUGCUGGAUGAUUCAGCAUUGGAUGUUGAUCAGGUUGAUAACCUUAUUAAGUUUUGUCCAACUAAAGAAGAGAUAGAAUUAUUAAAGAACUAUAAUGGCAAUAAGGAAAACUUGGGAAAAUGUGAGCAAUUCUUCUUAGAACUGAUGAAAGUGCCACGGGUGGAAUCAAAGCUCAGAGUUUUCUCAUUUAAAAUACAAUUCCGUACCCAGGUUUCUGACCUCAGAAAUAAUUUGAAUAUUAUAAAUUCUGCAUCUGAAGAGGUCAGAAAUUCAGUCAAGUUGAAAAGAAUCAUGCAAACUAUUCUUUCACUGGGUAAUGCUUUGAAUCAUGGAACUGCAAGGGGUUCUGCUGUGGGAUUCCGAUUGGAUAGUCUCCUCAAACUCACUGAUACUCGAGCUCGGAACAGCAAGAUUACUCUCAUGCAUUAUCUUUGUAAGGUACUUGCUGAAAAAUUGCCAGAACUUCUAGAUUUUCCAAAAGAUCUUGUGAGUUUGGAGGCUGCAACCAAGAUACAACUAAAAUUUUUGGCAGAGGAAAUGCAAGCUAUUAGUAAAGGACUGGAGAAGGUUGAACAGGAAUUGACUGCCUCGGAAAAUGAUGGUAUAGUGUCGGAGAAUUUUUGCAAGACUUUGAAGGAGUUCCUUAGUUUUGCAGAGGGUGAAGUGAGGUCUUUGACAUCCCUUUAUUCUGGUGUGGGUAGAAAUGCAGAUGCAUUGGCUCAAUAUUUUGGGGAAGAUCCAGCUCGUUGCCCUUUUGAGCAAGUUGUGUCUACUCUGCUAAACUUUGUACGGAUGUUUGUCCGAGCACACGAGGAAAACUGCAAGCAACUUGAAUUUGAAAAGAUGAAAGCCCAAAAGGAAGCAGAGAAUGAAAAGCUGAAGAUGACUUCUGCUAAAAAGGAUUCUCUACACUCAGUAGACAAUCACUUGAAGAGUAACACCAUCAAAUGACCAUCAAUUGGUAUAUAAGCACCAGUUUUUGUUGAUCGCCACAAGCUGUCACUCCAUAGAUAAGAUAUAAUAGUCUUCCUGCAAUGAAUGAAGGCCUGGACGAGGAUAGGACACAAACAACUAAUACUGACAACAAAUGAGCAAUGAUCCUGGAGAAGAUUAAAAGACUAUUUAUCAGACAGCAUUAAUAAAUAGAGGCAAAUGAAGGCCGUUGAGCAAUGAAAAACACCCAUUUCAAUUGCACAAAUGGAGUUGACAAAGUCCUGUUGGAUGAGCUACAAGUGAGGCUGCUCAAAGAAUUUUGUAUAAAUAUCAGUAGUAGUUUUUCACCCAUUCUAUAUAUUAGAUCUAUUUUUCUUCAGUGUUAUAUUAUUCUUUGUAUAUUUUUUUAGUUAUAGGGAUGUAAAUGUUAAUAUGUAAUCUUGGUAGAAUGUGUAGUUUCCAAGGCAAAGAAUUUCUUCUUUUUCAAAUGGAGAAAAGUGAUCUCUGUGCUAAUUGAUUCAGCUUUUCAUAUC